AUGUUCUGUACCUUCCAGGGCACUGUUGAGUCCUCGGACUCGGGCACUCUUAAAGAGUCAAAGCCCACUCGAGGUCUGCACGCAUGCGGCAACUGCAAGCGGCGAAAGAUUCGAUGCGACGGCCGAAAACCGUGUAACCAAUGCGAGUCGAGGAAUUUACAGUCAAGAUGCGUCUACACCCAACAGAUUCAACGAGUUAUGCCUACAAAGAGAACACUUGAGAACUUAUCCAGAAGUCUCAAAGAACGCGAUGCCAUCUUGAACCGCCUUUUCCCAAAUCACAGUAUUCCGCAGUUGGCCUCGUUAUCAGACCAGCAACUUCGUGAGGCCUUGUUACAUGGAUGUUCGACUGAUAAAAUCUUGCCGUCUCCUUCAGAUAGCACCCCUCAAAGGUCUGUCACUCAAGACUCACAGUGGGACGAAGAAAGACGUGAGCGAGACCCCUUGCCUGCGGAAGCUGAUGAUGUCAACGCAUUGUCCCUGCCGUUUGACCGACAGGCAUCAUAUCUGGGCAUUUCAUCCAUCAGAGCGGCACUUGCAGCGAUGCUCCAGGUUCGGCCUCAGUUACGUGGCUUGCUAGCCUCUCGUCAGACGAACAUCAACAACAACAUCGCCAGAAACGAGGAGGUUCGACCUUGCUAUCAUCCCUCCAGGACCCUGUUGGAAUGUCCUCGCAUAAAAUGGAGCAGCAAGGGACAAGCACUGGUUGACGCUUACUUCCAGCGGAUCCACAUCUUUACACCGAUGCUCGAUGAAACCUCAUUUAGGACAGAUUACCUUGGCAGUCGACGUCAGGAUCCGCCCUGGCUUGCUCUCUUGAAUAUGGUCUUGGCCAUGGGUAGUAUCGUCUCUAGCAAGUCGAGUGAUCGGGAUCAUUGCAAGUACUACACCGAGGCCAUGAGACACCUCGACCUUGGCGCAUUUGGCAGCAGUCACAUCGAAACGCUACAAGCCCUUGCUCUUGCUGGGGGUUACUAUCUUCACUACAUCAACCGACCUAAUCGAGGCAAUGCUAUUCUUGGUGCAGCCUUUCGAAUGGCGAGCGCCCUUGGUUUUCAUCGAGAGCCUUCAUAUCAGGACGGAGGCGGUGAUCAGUAUGAAGCAGCAGAAGUGAGGCGACGUACAUGGUGGUCUUUGGUUUGUCUUGACACUUGGACGACAACGACCCUAGGCCGUCCCUCGUUUGGUCGUUUCUCUCCGUCCAUUGACGUUCAGUUCCCGAAGCUCGGAAAGGACGGAGAAGAAAGGUUUCAGCAAGACAUGGGAAUGACAACACUUGUUGAGAACAUUCGCUUUUGCAUGAUUGCAACUGAGAUACAGGAUAGCCUAGCUGUGACUCCAGUUCUCAAUGCUGAAAAUCGUGACCUUUUCGACGAGGCAUUGGUCAAUUGGCAUAUUCAUCUACCCUCAAUCCUUUCCAAUGACCGAGACUGUGAUGAACCGGUUCAUCUUGCUCGGUGCAUAAUGAGAUGGCGAUACUGGAACUUGCGCAUGCUUCUAUAUCGCCCAGCACUUUUAGAUGCGACGACUAACCAUCGAACGGACCAAGAGGCUGACCACGUCGCUAUCGAGAAGUGCCAGCAGUUUUCAAAGACAACCAUUGAAGACAUAGCCAAGACGUGGCUGAGCCAUCAGAUGUCAGGAUGGAACGCAGUAUGGUUCCUUUACCAGGCCGCCAUGAUACCACUCCUGAGCAUGCUGUGGAAGCCUCAGAGUACUGUUGUCUCUGAGUGGCGUAAUCAGGUCCAGACAGCUUUGGGGCUCUUUGAGGAGAUGCAAAAUUGGUCAUUGACCGCACGUUGCAGUAAGGGAGUUGUGAGCCAGAUUUUUGAAACAAGUUGCGAUUUGAUGCGCCAGGGACAACAGUCUUGCAAUGAACUGGACAUGAACGACAGUGAGUGCUUGGGUCAGGACUCAUGUUUAUGGGCUGAUGGAUUGGAGGUGGAUGAUGUAUUGAACAUGCUCUGUCAAGAUUGGUCAUGGGAUACAGACUGCACGUGGAUUGAAGAUGGGUUUGUUGAUGCAUGA
This is a messenger RNA of Fusarium fujikuroi IMI 58289, 2028 nucleotides long. RefSeq names its product related to lactose regulatory protein. The transcript has 3 exons. Gene Ontology annotation, molecular function: RNA polymerase II cis-regulatory region sequence-specific DNA binding; zinc ion binding; DNA-binding transcription factor activity, RNA polymerase II-specific. Gene Ontology annotation, cellular component: nucleus. Bases 1 to 2028 code for a protein of 675 amino acids. Lineage: Eukaryota; Fungi; Ascomycota; Sordariomycetes; Hypocreales; Nectriaceae. The record is from RefSeq and is a predicted model, not a curated record. Gene Ontology annotation, biological process: DNA-templated transcription; positive regulation of transcription from RNA polymerase II promoter by galactose.